Messenger RNA from Pipistrellus nathusii (Nathusius's pipistrelle), 753 nucleotides. The record is from the annotation of a GenBank genome assembly. NCBI's taxonomy places the organism in Eukaryota, Metazoa, Chordata, Mammalia, Chiroptera, Vespertilionidae.
AUGGCCUGGGCUCUGCUCCUCCUCAGCCUCCUCUCUCAGGGCACAGGGUCCUGGGCCCAGGCGGCCCUCACUCAGCCUCCCUCCGUGUCUGGGACUCCUGGGACGUCAGUCACCAUCUCCUGUGCUGGGAGCAGCAGUGAUGUCGGUUAUGGUAGUUAUGUCUCCUGGUACCAGCAGCGCGGGGGCACGAUCCCCAAACUCCUGAUAUAUAGUGACAGCACUCGGCCCUCAGGGAUCCCUGCGCGCUUCUCUGGCUCCAAGUCUGGCAACACGGCCACCCUGACCAUCUCUGGGCUGCAGGCUGAGGACGAGGCUGACUAUUUCUGCUGCUCAUAUACAACCAGUAACACUCUCCACAGUGGUGCAGGCUCAUGGGGAAGGUCCUGGGCCCAGGCGGCCCUCACUCAGCUGCCGUCAGUGACCGGGAACCUGGGACAGUCGGCCACCAUCUCCUGUGCGGGAAGCAGCAGUGACAUCGGGCGUUAUAAUUAUGUCUCCUGGUACCAACAGCGCCCAAGCACGGCCCCCAAACUCCUGAUUUCCUACGUCAACACCCGGUGCCCGGGGGUUCCUGAGCGCUUCACCGGCUUCAAGUCCAGCAACACGGCCUUCCUCGUCAUCUCCGGGCUGCAGGCUGAGGACGAGGCCCACUAUCACUGCUUCUCCUACGUGGGCAGCAACACUUGCCACGGUGGUGCGGGCUCAAGGGGAAGUGAGACCAAAACACCCCGGCGCCCGCCCGCCUUGCUCUGA